CUUUCUUCAUUUCUCUUUCUCUCUCACGGGAAUUUAAGCUUUUAUUUGUUUUUCAUUUCAUGGCUGCAUCGUUCAGACAACUUAUUUGUAAGCAGCAGAAUGAAUAAGAAGUACAUCCUUUAGCAGCGUGUUUUUAGAUGAUUUGAGAUCAUUAUCUUUCAUGACAAACAAAUCUGAGACUGUUCUCAUGUCCCGUCUGUCCUGCAUUGGUAAUCCUGCGCCUUGCAGAACGAAUCGACUGGACUGGUGCCUUCCUAUUGAGACGCAAGAAGCAUAGACACAAGCCUGCAUCUGAGCGCAACCACACCACCUUUUAUAAUUUAAACCAACACAGAAACAUACUUUUUUUAAACGUAUAAAAACACUUUUAAAUCCGGGCGUGACGGAUUUUUUUCUCCGAGAAGUUGCAUGAGCAGGAGUGACAUUACUCGACCGGGACAGCAGGAAUGGGAUUCCCGGGCAGAGCAGAGAGAGGAUGGAUGCUCCUGGUUUGGGUCGCCGCCGUCAGCCUUCUCUUUGCAGAAGGACGGAGAGUGAGGCAGCCCAGAUGCCCCGUUGGAUGUACCUGCACGAAAGACAAUGCCCUGUGUGAGAACGUCCGAUCGGUGCCUCACACUUUCCCAUCCGACGUGGUUUCACUAUCCUUUGUCAAGUCUGGAUUUAAUGAAAUCGUUGGAGCAAGCUUUGUUCACACUCCUGCUCUGCAACUACUUUUGUUCACAGCAAAUACACUCGAUAUUAUUGAUGAGGAUGCCUUCCAGGGUUUACCACAUCUUGAAUAUCUAUUUAUUGAAAAUAACAGAAUUGCAUCUAUAUCCCCAUAUGCUUUCCGGGGUCUGAAAUCGUUGAUUCAUCUGAGUCUGGCUUACAACAACCUUGAGACGCUGCCCAAAGAUGUCUUCAAGGGCAUGGACGCUUUGACCAAAGUGGAUCUACGUGGCAAUAACCUCAUAUGCGACUGCAAGCUUAAGUGGUUGGUGGAGUGGAUUCACCAGACUAAUGCCACCCUGGACCAGAUCUACUGCAGCGGCCCACCCAUUUACCAGGGGAAGAAGAUCAAUGACCUGCUGCCACACUCUUUUGACUGCAUCACAGCAGAGUUUGCCUCCUAUCAAUCCCUGAAGUUUGAGUCCAUUUCGGUGGGGGCAUUCACCUUUGGUGACGAUCAGUAUGUGGUUUUUGCCCAACCGUUUGCUGGGACAUGCAGCUUCCUGGAAUGGGAUCACGUUGAGAUGACCUUCAGGACUUACGACACCAUCGAAAGCACGUCCACUGUGGUCUGCAAGCCCAUGGUGAUUGAUGAUCACCUCUUUGUCAUCGUGGCCCAGCUGUUCGGGGGCUCGCACAUUUACAAACGGGACCCAUCUGCCAACAAGUUCAUUAAGAUCCAGGACAUUGACAUCCUGAAGAUUCGCAAACCUAACGACAUCGAGACGUUCAUGAUCGACAGAGAGUCUUUCUUUGUUAUAGCGGACAGUUCUAAGGCUGGCUCCACAACAGUGUACAAAUGGAACGGCAAUGGCUUCUACUCCCAUCAGUCGCUCCACCCGUGGUUCCGGGACACGGAUGUAGAACAUUUGGAGAUCUCCAACAAACCCCACUUGAUCUUGUCAAGCAGCUCCCAGAGGCCCGUCGUCUAUCAGUGGAACAGGAGUCAAAAACUGUUUGAACGCAGGACCGACAUACCGGAUAUGGAGGACGUUUUCUCUGUCAAACACUUCAGGGUCAAAGGUGAGCUGUUUAUAUGCUUGACAAGAUUCAUCGGGGACUCCAAGGUGAUGCGCUGGGACGGUGCCAUGUUCAAGGAGGUCCAGACAUUUCCUUCCCGCGGCUCCAUGGUGUUCCAGCCUGUCUCCAUCGGCAACUGGCAGUAUGCCAUCUUGGGAAGCGAUUAUUCACUGACGCAGGUCUACCAAUGGGACAGCGAGAGUGGCCAGUUUGUCCCAUCCCAGGAGCUCAAUAUCCAGGCGCCUCGAGCAUUCUCUCUGGUUUCCAUUGACAGCCGGGUGUUCCUGCUCGCAUCAAGCUUCAAGGGAAAAACUCAGAUCUACGAGCACCUCAUGAUCGAUUUGAGUAAUUAAACAUAAAAGGUUUCAUUUGGGACGAGUUAUGUUACACUACAAUUUAAAUGAUUUUCUUCCGCGAUUCGUUUUUUUAGUCUCAUUAAAAUCCACCAGCAAUGCCCACCAAAGUUUAAACACUACAACGUUUUAAGCAAAAGCUUACUGAGUACCACUAUCUCAAGAGGUUUGUUAAAAAAACUGUUAAGGACCCCUAGGACGAGAUGAGUUGGUCGGAAUUCUUAAUUUUGUGUCUAAUCAUUGAGUUUCUUUUAAUAAGUCUGACCCCAUUUCCAUUAGAUUGAAAAUAUAUUUUACUAUGUCCCUGAUGUUUUUGUAAACUGCUGGUUCUGCGUCGUUUUGAUAAUAUUUUCAUCUUGAUUUAUCACUAUUUGGAAAAUUGCCUUAUUAUCCAUUUGAAAAACUAAAUUCCACUCAAAGUGCAAAGUGACUAGUAUCUUUCAGGAAACACAAGCUAUCAAAUUAUCACUUUUGUCUUUUAUUCAACACUGCAGAUGUAAUUUUUUGUACAGUUUUUUUAACACACAGUAUACACUUUUCUCAGUUUUGCUAGUGAUAGGAAAGAUGUAGGAGUUUUGUAGUGCUAAAGACUGAAUAAUAGGCAGUAGGGGAGUCAUUUUGAGGGAGAGGGAGUCAGAUUGAAGUGUACAGUUUUGCGUAGAAACUUAAUACAAAAUAGAGAUUUUUUUCUUAAUUCAAGUCUUCUUUAAUUUAACAAAGCAUUUCAGGAAAAUUGACUUCAAAGUUAAAUGUCAUUACAUAAGAUUAUUCACAAUGGAAUGUAAGCUUCUGAAAUAUGUGGACAAAGUAUGAUAGCAAUGGGUAAUUUGAAGCAAACAUGGCAAAGUCUGGGUUGCUAUAUACCUUUUACCGGACAAUAUCACAAAUAUAAAAGAAUCAAAUAGGACUUAUAUCCCAAGUUUUAUGAUAACGUUUCAGCAUCAACUGUAGUUACCAAUAUCAGGGGCAGUUUGUCACUGUAAGACCUGAGAAUACUACAAGCUUACAACCAAACAAGGGUCAAAUGUGGACUAAUUGCUGGGGAUUAUAUACAUUCUUCAAGCGAAAUUUAGCAGCUAGUCAACUUAUACUUCAUCAGUCUUUUUUAAUCACAAGGGAUGGACAAAGUGCUUGUACGUUGGUCAAAAUACAAAAGUAAUUCAAUAGAAAUGUACUUAAUUUACAAAAAGUAAAAUUACUCAUUAUAAAGAUCCAUUUCAGACUAAUAUUUGAAUCACUUUCAAAUAUGCAGAUUGUAAAGGAGGAGCUGAUUUUAUUUUUGUACUAUAUACUGCUGGAUGGCUUGUGAAUUCAACCGGGUUCAAUAUACUUUUAUCUUUAUUUGUAAUAACACUUGAUAAAAUAUUUGUUGAUAGCACUUUGUCAUAUUCAACUAAAUCUUCGAAGUAACUACAGUUAUCAAAUAGUGACUGUCCACGACUGGUUAUAACCUACAACUUAGAGUAGUGACCCUAAUAUAUGAAAUGAACAAUCCACUAAACACUGUGAGAAAAACACCUUCUCUAUCCUGUCUAGUGUAUGACCAUCAUUAAGCAAGACUGCAUGCAUGACACCGACACUCAUAGUGUUUAUUCCUGAUGAAUAACUUGCUAGAAGCGUCCCACUGUGUCACAUAUACCCCACUCUUUCACUGCACUCUUGCCUCUUUUCUCCCUCAUUGACAAAAUCCAUUGUUGUCUUUACUCCCCAACUAAAAAGCCAACCACUGUGCAGCACCUGGUACCUGUGCUUUUACACUGUCUUCUUAUUCUGACACAAAGGAAAAAGAUAACAACUAACAAGGUCACUGAUUUGCCAAAUAUAAUGUUUACGUUUUUACAGUACUGUGUAAAGUAAUUUAUAUGAUAUAGCUUUUUUGUAUGUAGGGACCACACUUAAUCUUUUAUUUUUCUUAGAUAUAGAACAUAAUGUAGACGAGGAUCACCUCCUUCCUGCAAAACUGUGUAGUCUAAUCUAGUUAGGUAAGGAUGGAGGAUGUUACUCUUUCGUCAUCUUGCUCAUUGUAUUUUAUGUACCGUGGUAAUAAAAUACUAAAAUGUGGAAUCAGA
This is a messenger RNA of Eleginops maclovinus (Patagonian blennie), 4150 nucleotides long. It is a transcript of the gene lgi1b, whose product is annotated as leucine-rich, glioma inactivated 1b. NCBI's taxonomy places the organism in Eukaryota, Metazoa, Chordata, Actinopteri, Perciformes, Eleginopidae. Bases 447 to 2081 code for a protein of 544 amino acids. The record is from RefSeq and is a predicted model, not a curated record. Gene Ontology annotation, biological process: myelination. The transcript is spliced from 10 exons. Gene Ontology annotation, molecular function: protein binding.